CAUCGCCCAGCGGUAGGAUCUGUGUGACAGUGCAGGGUACAGCUUUAGGUUGAGGGGCAGCGCGAGGAAAUAAUUUCUCCCGAUCCCGCUAUUUACUCGUACCACUAUUCCAUCGUAACAAACACCAGAUUAAAGUGAUAUCAUUUCAACACCGUACUGGGAAUUCGCGAGGGUCGCUACAGUGAAGAAUAUUUGCCACUCGUCUGCAGGACUUAUUCAGACUACAACGUAACAGUUAGUCGAACUUUCCCUUUUUAUUUUGCAGUGUCUUGCUAUUUGAUUUCCCCCCCGUUUUUUUUUUUUUUUAUUAUUGUUUUUUUUUAUUCCAACCGACUGGCAUCAGAUGAUUUUGUAAUCUGCGGGUGUUUUAGUCCCCUUUUGAGAUUAACAACGUUUUGACGAAAAGUUUUGUUUUCAUUUCUAUUUUGGGGGGGAUCAUUAGAGUUUUCCGCGAUGAACAAGCUAUAUAUUGGAAAUUUGAAUGAAAACGUGACCGCAGAGGACUUGGUUAAAACCUUUGAAGAUUACAAGAUUCCAUACUCCGGGCAGUUUCUCAUGAAAACUGGCUAUGCGUUUGUUGAUUGCCCGGACGACCAAUGGGCAAUGAAAGCGAUUGAAACAUUUUCUGGUAAAGUGGAACUUCACGGCAAACGAAUUGAGGUCGAACAUUCUGUCCCUAAGAAGCAGAGGACCAGAAAACUCCAGAUCAGAAACAUUCCGCCACACCUACAGUGGGAGGUUCUUGAUGGUCUACUCGCCCAGUAUGGAACUGUUGAAAACUGUGAACAAGUGAACACAGACAGUGAGACUGCAGUUGUGAACGUCACAUAUGGGACCCGGGAACAGGCUAGACAAGCUGUCCAGAAACUCAAUGGCUACCAGUUUGAGAACAAUGCUCUGCGCGUGUCAUACAUCCCCGAUGAGAACUCUGAGGUCGACUCUCAACGAGGCCCAGACAACGGCCGUCGCCCCGGAUAUGGUCCACGAGGCAACUCUCGUCAGAUGUCGCCCGGUUCUGGAAUUCCCGCCAAACACCAGCACGCAGACAUCCCUCUCAGACUGCUGGUGCCAACGCAGUACGUGGGUGCCAUCAUCGGCAAAGAGGGUGCCACCAUCCGCAACAUCACCAAGCAAACUCAGAGCAAGAUUGAUGUGCAUCGCAAAGAGAACGCCGGUGCCGCAGAAAAGCCCAUCAGUAUCCAUUCGACCCCAGAGGGCUGUUCAGCUGCCUGCCGUAUGAUCUUGGAAAUCAUGAUCCAGGAGGCAAAGGACACCAAAACUGCUGAUGAGGUGCCUCUGAAGGUUCUUGCUCACAACAACUUUGUCGGCCGUUUGAUUGGCAAAGAGGGACGCAACCUGAAGAAAGUGGAGCAAGACACCGAUACCAAGAUCACCAUUUCACCACUGCAGGAUCUGACCCUUUAUAACCCAGAGAGAACCAUAACAGUGAAGGGUUCCAUUGAAGCGUGCUGCCUGGCAGAACAGGAGAUCAUGAAGAAAGUGCGAGAGGCAUAUGACAAUGACAUCGCUGCCAUGAAUCAACAGACUCAUCUGAUCCCUGGACUAAACCUAGGAGCCAUUGGCCUCUUCCCGCCAACCUCUGCCAUGCCUCCGACCGCCCUCGGAAACUCAGUGCCUGGCCCCCCCUAUGGUCCUGUUGGCGCCUCUGAACAGGAAACUGUCCAUGUUUACAUCCCAGCCCAAGCCGUGGGAGCCAUUAUUGGCAAGAAGGGACAGCAUAUCAAGCAGCUGAGCCGUUUUGCUGGGGCUUCUAUUAAGAUUGCACCUGCAGAGGCGCCAGACUCAAAAAUGCGAAUGGUCAUUGUUACAGGACCACCUGAGGCCCAGUUCAAGGCUCAAGGCAGAAUAUACGGUAAGCUGAAGGAAGAGAACUUCUUUGGGCCCAAAGAGGAGGUGAAGUUAGAGACGCACAUCAAAGUAGCAGCUGCUGCAGCAGGAAGAGUCAUCGGAAAGGGUGGGAAAACCGUGAAUGAGCUGCAGAACCUCACCGCUGCUGAAGUUGUGGUUCCCAGAGAGCAGACCCCUGAUGAACAUGACCAGGUUAUCGUCAAAAUCAUCGGCCACUUUUACGCAAGUCAGCUGGCACAGAGGAAGAUCAGGGAUAUUUUGACACAAGUUAAGCAGCAGCAGAAAGGAGGAAGGGAAGGUCCACCAGGACCCCAACCACAGGGCGUGUCUGAGAUGGGGCCCCCACAGGGGCUGGAACAAGAACCCAAGAGGAAGUGAGAGACCGGGGCCCUUAGCCAGUCAGACGGACAGACAUAUUGAGGACAAACGAGAGGACUGACUGAGAGAGUGACACACAGACCCAGCGGUAGAAAGGGAGAAAUGAGCAUCAAACUGAGAGGGAAUUAAAAAGAAAAAUGAAAAGGAAAAAAAAUGCCUGAGAGAGGACACAAGUCUAGAGAAAAUGAUAAGGAACAAGAAAUUAGAGUGAUUUAAAAAAAAAAAAAGAGAGAUAACUAGAAAACAGAGACCAGAUGCCAGGCCAGGUGGAGUGACUGAGGAUGACGAGGAGGUGGGGCGCCCUCUAGUGAGAGCUUUUUAGAUAGCAGCUUAUUAGGAAAGCGCAGUUCCCUCAGAAGGGAUGCGUGCUACUUGGGAUCCUCCGCCAUCAACAGUCACUUCAAAAAUGUUAACUAUGUUUUAAGAUAGAGAUAUAUGUAUAGAAAUGUUUAUUCAGAGGUAUUAUUAAUGAAAUGCAGUUAGGUAGAGAUGGGGGGGAGAGAGAGCGGAGAAACCAACAAUUCGGUGGGCGGAGUCACCAAUCAGGUGACUUUGACCUACCUAUCAGAGACAAUAGGAGGGGCCAAAGUUGUUAACACUGCUCUUGAAGUCCCUCACAGUAAACUGUGGGGGUUAGAUCAUGAAAAAAAGAUUUUAAAAAAAUGAGGUUGUAAAUAUAAUCUUCAUGACUUGAGAUGCUGCACGUUUAGCUGUCUGCAAUCAUGCACCUGGCUUGAAAGGAUGUUUUGAGUAGGUAAUGCCAAUUUUUGAGGCUUGCCUUUCAAGCUGGUUGCUGAUUGGCUGGCAGGGCGUGCAGUGAGAGUUCAGUAAGUGUGUGGGCUUAAGAUGGCCUCUGCAGUUGUAUUGCAGUGGCUCAGCUUUGAGAUGCGGAAACACACCCAUCCCGCCUUAAACCACGCCAGCGAUGAUCGCUGCAGCGUUGCCUGCAACCAAACGGCAUAUUUUAUAUAUAUUAUAUAUAUAUGAUAUGUGAGUUAACCUGGCCCCUCAUUGCAUUGGAGCAGGCAGGAGGAAAACGAUGAUGUGGAGUGUGGGACAUACCAGUAGGCCCAGGCCAUCUUUUUGUAGAAGUUUAUUCAAUUUUAGGAGUGUGUGAUUUACAUAUUUGCAAUUUUUAAAUAGCAAGAAUUGUCAUCUGUAAACCUGGCCUUCAAACUGUUUGCUGUUAAGGGUUUUCCCUGAGAAUAACAUGUAAAAUAUGUCGAAACAGUCGGAAAGCCAACUUUGGAUUUACUGGGAUCCUUGAGGCCAAAGUAUACUUCAGUUUUCUGUGUGCUGGUAUGUCUCGCGAACAGUGCCUGUGGCGCAAAUUUUGUGGGGGACUAUGGUAAAGCUAGGGAGGUCUAGGGUAAAGCUUGUGCGUCCCACCCCCCCAGAAACUUCUGACACCCCCCUCUUGGUCCAAUAAAGAGACAACCACAUGCCCACCCUAAAGAGCAAAAUGCUAAGAUCCAGACAACUCAGAACUUUGAAUUCUCCCACCUCCUACUUGAAGAUAAUAAUUGGAACACCGCUCAAAAAAAACUCGAUUUGGGAAAUCGGAGUUGAGCGAUUGACCCCGUCUUUGGCGUCAAGAAGCGUCAUUUGACGCCAUUUCCAAGAUGGCGGCGACCAAUAAGCAUAACGCGGUACUGGGUUUUGGGAAACGUAAAAACAAACUAUAACGUUUUUUACUGCACGAAAUGCAUGCACAUGCAAUAUAAAAGAAAGCAAGCAUUUUGUGUACGUGACUUAUGUUUUUGCUAUAAUUGGCAUAAGAACAUGAAAUGUUCUUGUUUUGUCAUGGCACCAUCUUGUGGUAUGUAAAUGUGACAGUCACUUGUGUUUGACUGGAACAUACUGAGGUUGGAUGUGAGAAAUUUCAACUUGGAUAUUCACAACUCUGACUUUGCAGCAGUAGAUUUUGUGCAGGCAGUCGUAGUGGGCAUGUGUUGAAUGGGUCCGUAUGGGCACACGAUUUAAAGAGUAUAAUUUGAAAGACUAGAGCGCGAGACAGAACGGCAUGUGGAAAACCGAAGUAUGCUUUGGUCUUUUACAAGAUGGGUACAGCCCCCUCCCUCCCAAACCUGCCUUUUAAGUCAUUGGUUAAGAACAGUUUGACAGCGAAGUGGUUUCUGUGCUCUCUCUCCCCCGCUUUGUUCGACUUUUGUCGAUGAGGUUUCCAGAAUGCUGGCCUUUCUCACUGAACCUAGAACAGAUUAGAUAAAAAAUGAAAUUAAGAAAAAACUAAAAACCUACCUCAGGGUAUUGUUACCUCAGUAUUCCUAGUUUCUUUUUUCUUUCUUUUUUCUUUUUUGCUUGCUGGUGUUUUAUAUGAAAGCUGAUAGUCUUGAAUAUUGUAUUUUUUUAAGGAAGAAAUAUUUGUCAUUUUUUUGUCUGGUUGCUUUUUUCCCCUUUAUUUUCUUUUCGGUAUGAGUGUACGUGUGAGUGUAAUUGUGAGGUUUCUUCCUUACCUUAGCUCAAAAGGACCUCCAGAAAAAGCAAUGAAUUGUUAGGUGGUUUCAGGGCCUUUAGGCCCACCUGGGGGUCCUUAGAGAGCUGCACUUGAAAUCAAUGGCCAAUGGGAAGUAGGACAAUUCCUGCCAUCUUUUACUGGUGCAUGAAUGAUGUUGUAAUACCACAGAUUUCUGAGAAUGAAUUAUGAUCACGUAUGUUUGUCAUACAAGCUGUUUCGUCAAACGCCUGACCAUAGAAAGCUAAAAAUGGUCUAUGUGCCAUCAUUUUUGCACCUGUGGUGUGAUCUUGAUUAUUUGCACAGAAGGUUUAGACUCUGAUUCCAUAAGCAAUUACUUGAACAGCAUUGGUUGACUUACUUGAGAGGGAUUUAUAGAUGAGGUCUCCUGGUACCUACCUUGCCAAAUAGCUUUUUCCACAACUAAACUGAAAAACUAAAAAAUGUUGACCUCAUCUGCCCUAAGGCACUGAAUGUAAAACAUCCAAAAAAAAAUUUGGUUGGAGUCUUCUCCUUCCCCAUUGUCCUGUGCAAGUGUGCGUGACUGUGUUUUCUAAUUGUUAAAUCUUUUGUUGGGGAAGUGGUUUGGGUGUUUAAAAAAAGGCAGAAAAAAUAGAAAAACUCUCUAUGGCCUCAGUCAUACUCAUUUUUUAAACUGAAUGAGAACAUAAAAGGUACCAUUGGAAAAACGGGAGCCAAAAAAAUAAAGAAAAAACCGCUCACACCUCACAAAUUUAACCUGUACAUAAAAAAAGCAAUCAAAAAAGUUUUUUUUUUUUUUUUUUUUAGAAUAAAAUACUAAUUGGAUAAAGGAUGGAAAGACUUAACUGUUAAAAGAUGGAUGGACACUGCCAGACUGCAUAUUUUUCAGGUUCCAUUCAGAUAUCUGUGAAGAGUUUUCCCGAAUGUUCACGUGCUUUAAAGUGAUAGUUCACCCCAAAAUAAAAUUCUGUCAUUAUUUACACAUACUCAUUUUGUUCCAAACAUGUAUGACUUUCUUUCUGUCAUGGAACACAUAAGUUAUUCAGAUUUUGGAGUAACAUGACUGAAUUAUAUGACUGAAUCUUCAUUUUUGGGUGAACUAUCCCCUUAACAGUUUAUGGUCUUUGUUUUUUAAGCUUCCCUUUUUCACAAUAGAUGGCAGGCUUUUUCUGCUUGAGGAUUAAAGUUGUCAAUGACUCAUCAAUGGUCUCCAGGGAGAUGCUAUACAUACUACUCUUCAGGCGGGAAAGAAGUAUCUGUCCUGUUCCUUCCCAUAGAUUUCUGUCAGGCACCAAGACACACUCACACACACUUUUGCUCUGUUCAGACUGCAGCAGCCAUUUUAUUUUAACUUUACCUUUUUGUUUUUCUUGGACAGCAAGCUUUAUUUGGACAUGACAUCUGGUUGUGACCUGUUUCGUCAAUAAAAGACAAAAAAUAUGUGAGAAAUAUUAACAUAAACAGCAGAUCUCCAAGAACUUACACAAUUGUGGCAAAAAUGGAAAAAGUAGAUAUGUUAUUGUAAUUGCAUUUUUAUGUUUUGAUCAUUUUUUCUGUAAUCUAAGGGUGAAAGGUAUAAGCAAUGAGAGGGAGAUGGUCUGGACAGUUUUAAUGGGGAAGUGGACAUUCUUUCGGAGCUAGUUUGCAAAGAGACCUUAAUGUAUUUGCUUAAAGUGAUAGUUCACCCAAAAAUGGAAAUUCUCUCGUCAUCUACUCACCUUCACGCCAUCCCAGAUUUGGAUGACUUUCUUUCUUCUGUAGAACACUAUUUUUCGAAGAAUAUCUCAGUACGUCCAUGCAAUGCAAGUUAAUGGUGGCCAGAACAAUGAAUUUCCGAAGAGCACAUAAAUGCACCAUAGAAGUAAUCCAUAUGAAUCCAGUGGUUAAAUCCAUAUUGUCAGAAGCAAUAUAAUAGGUGUGCAUGAGAAACAGAUCGAUAUUUAAGUCAUUUUUUACUAUGAAUCUCCACUUUAAUUUUUACAUCCUUUUGUUUUUGGUGAUUCAAAUUCUUCAAGCAUAUCGCCACCUACUGGGCAGGGAUGAGAAUUGAUAGUAAAAAAGGACUUAAAUAUUAAUCUGUUUCUCACCCACACUUAUCACAUCACAUUUAAAGACAUGGAUUUAACCACUGGAGUUGUAUGGAUUACUUUUAGCUGCCUUUAUGUGCUUUUCGGAGCUUCAAAGUUCUGCCCACCAUUCCCUUGCAUCGCAUGGACCAAAAGAGCUGAGAUAUUCUUCUAAAAAUCAUCAUUUGUGUUCUGCAGAAGAAAGAAAGUCAUACACAUCUGGGAUGGCAUGAGAAUGCGUAAAUGAUGAGAGAAUGUUAAUUUUUGGGUGAACUGUCCCUUUAAUUUCUUCUGUUAGUUUGCUGGAUUUGGCAUUUAGAUGUCACCUUCAUGAUCCCCAUCCCCCUUUUCCAUGUUCCUUUCUCCAUUUAACCUUUCAUUACUUUUACACCAUUCACGUCCUUCAUCUGCAUAUUUAGCAUUUUUGUUUUCCUUAAAUUGUGUUAUUCGGCAUUCGUAUCGUUUCAGUUCUGGAGUAAAACAUUCUCUCUCACGCUGGCCUUGUUUGUGACCGUUUUCUCAGUUCAGUUCAGUCGUUUGAUGUUUAGUUUCUUUUUGUUUUAUAUGAUUUUUUCUCUGGCUUAAAUAAUUUCCGUUUUAUUUAGUUUGGAUUAUUGCUAGGUUUCUCCUUCUCGACACACACUGCUACUAGUUCAUUUAAAAUACUAACAAAGAAAUCAUCCUUCAUGUAAUACCUGUGCCCAACUGGGGUUCUCUUUUUGUCUUUCCUGUUCUGUGCUCCAGAAAAAGGGACUAAGAUUUGUACACAGUCAGGUAUUAGGCUGACUGGCUGAUACAUAGUUCCCUGAGUACUGCAAGUACUGAGCCUCCUGUUUGGCACUUGUUUUCUUUUUUUUUCUUUUUCUUUUUUUCCAAGGUCCUCCACACUCAUUGUCUGUGGCAAGGGCUUGAAAAAAUAGAACAGUUUCGUUAGCAUACUUGAGCUUCAAAAAAAGACAGUAUGUUUUUUACUUAUGCAAAACUGAGACAAGUCAAAUGAAUGGCUGUCGUUUGUCACAAGGACUGUUAAUUGUCCACUGGGACACCCAUAAGGAGGACGUGAUCACCCCAUCUGUUGCAUUGCAGUGCAUAGAUUUACAUGUAGAUGGCAGAUUGAACCUCAGCUUAGUUGGGUGUGAUCAUCGUAUUGACGUUGCAUGCCACUGUUGUAUCUCACUGUGCUAGUUUCUGCCCUCUCCUUAAAGAAAAAACAUUUGGGUGCUACAAAGAUGACUCAAACCUCACAUAACUUGGAACGCUACCUCAAGACUUAGCCAUAAGAUUGUUUUAUCAACCAGACGAGAGAAAAAGUGCAUGUUACAUUACUUUUGACUUUUAAUUUAUUUUAGCUUUUCUUUAGAUGUUUGAUUAGAAUUUAAUACUCCAGCUUAGACUCAAAUUAACAGUGACGGCUGAACUUUUGGGGAGGGACGGGGGGCAGGACAGCAAAUGGAUGUGCUGUGUGAUGGUUUGCAUGGUGUGAGGAGGAGGAAAGAGUUUUUUAGGUCCACAAUUAAAGGGAUAGUUCACCCAAAAAUGAAAAUUCUCUCAUCAUUUACUCGCCCUCAUGCCAUCCCAGAUAUGUAUGACUUUCUUUCAUCUGCUGAACACAAAUGAAGAUUUGUAGAAGAAUAUUUCAGCUCUUUACAUCCAUACAAAGCACAUGAAGCUUCAAAAAUCUUAUAUUUUGGUCUGUUUCCCACCCAAAACCUUUCUGGAUUGCUUCAGAAAACCAAUGGAGUCUUAUGGAUUACUUUUAUGCUGCCUCUAUGUGCUUUUUGGAGCUUCAAAGUUUUGGUCACCAUUCACUUGCAUUGCAUGGACCUACAGAGCUAAGACAUUGUUCUACAAACCUUUGUUUGUGUUCAGCAGAAGAAAGAAAGACAUACACAUCUGGGAUGGCAUGAGGGUGAGUAAAUUAUAAGAGAAUUAAAAAUUUUGGUUGAAGUAUUCCUUUAAGAUAAAAUUCUCCCCACUUGAUGAAGUCUUACUCAAACCCUAAAUAAGAACCUCUGUCCAGGUGGCUAACUAUUAUGAUACACAUGGCACAAAUGUAACUAAUUGUCGGCAUCAGAGUUUUUUCGAUACCUCAGUGGACGAAACACACAAUUGUGCCUGUUCUGUUGUCCUCUGUGUCUUUUCCCACCUUGAUGGCACGACACUACCUCCACGCCUUGCAGCCUUGACCUACCAUUACUUAGGUAUACCCAAGUACAAUUCUCCCAUGGAAGCUGCCCUUUUCACGCUGAUCUCAAAACCAGUUUCACUAUUUCUUUUUCGAUAGCUGUGGGUAAGAUGAGUGAAACUAGAUUUAAAUAGGCAAUAAAAUGGCAUGUUCUGCCUAGAGCUUCUACUAACAUUCUGUCCUCCACUUGUAAUCCCCUUUUAUGAUUCACACCCUGAAUCAAAGGGCACAAAACCUGUAACCAUGUAUUAUUUUUUUUAUUUUAUUUUUUGUUGAUCUACCUCUUAGAAGAAAAGAAAUCAAACAAAUAGGACGAUCAUAAAACUUAAAAAAGGACACAAAAAUUUCUACAAUUUUAAAGCUUAAUAAAUCAAUAAUAAUAAAAGACUUAAGCAACUGAGUAGCAGCAUCUCCAUAUACUGUAGUGAAUAGAAAACCUUUACUUCCAAAGACGAAGUUUUUCUUUUUUCAGUUGUUUUGAAAUUGUUCUGGAAGACUUUGGAAAUGAAAUAAAUUGAAACUGGGAGGGGCAAUAUAAAGAAAAUAUGUCAAUUUCACUAUCCAACCCCCCCCCCCCCCCAUUAUUAUGAAACUGACUUUCAUUUUUAACUUACAAAUUCGUCAUCUUUUUAUUUGACUUAUAUUUCUGAUGGCUUUUAAAAAAUUACAUAGGAUUGUAUCUCUUAUGUUUGCAAUAGAAUUCGCUCUCUUUCUCUGUGAACCGCGACAUAGUAUCUUUUCAGGCUUCACAGAGCAGCAUGAUGUUGGAAUCAUUUUCAUUUUUAUUGUUUCAUUUCACCUGUAAUGAUAGGACAGGAGAGUGAAGGUCUGUUUAACUGAAUAGGGCACAUUUUUAGGAGGAUGAGAAAGGAAGGAGACUACCUUUAUCAGACUACCUUAUCCCUUCACCCUUCUUACUGCAAGUGCCACUGACAUUAUCAGGACUUUCAGCCUCUGCCUGCCUGAUUUUCUUUGAUUCUCAUCCACAGUUGUUUUAAACUCCUUGUAAAGAAUACAGAGCAUAGAUAUGAAUGUGACAAUAAAAGAUGAGUAAACCGGUGA
Myxocyprinus asiaticus (Chinese sucker) is the source of this 10015-nucleotide messenger RNA. RefSeq names its product insulin-like growth factor 2 mRNA binding protein 1 (gene igf2bp1). The coding region runs from base 454 to 2247 and encodes 597 amino acids. Gene Ontology annotation, biological process: regulation of gene expression; nervous system development. Lineage: Eukaryota; Metazoa; Chordata; Actinopteri; Cypriniformes; Catostomidae. The transcript has 15 exons. The record is from RefSeq and is a predicted model, not a curated record. Gene Ontology annotation, cellular component: cytosol; cytoplasm; nucleus. Gene Ontology annotation, molecular function: mRNA 3'-UTR binding.